AUAAAAUGUGGCACACAACUCAAUGUUCCUUCUUUAGACCAAAGGGUGCGUGAUAAAUAGGUAACAUAGUGAGGUCCCUUAAAAAAAAUUUGCCACAAAAAUGAACACGCCUAAAUAAAGGGGGAGAGGUUACUGAGUGGACCAAUCAAUUCAAAGCGAACAAAUAAAAAUCUCCUUUCUUUUCCUUCCUUUAAUUAUUGAUUUUGAAACAAACUUCUAUAAUAUUCUUUUAUUUUUUUAUUCUCUACUCUUGUUUUGAAAAUGAGUGCCAUAUAUAAAUUGCAGUUUUCAGCCAAACAAACACUCACUCCACACAAUUUCAUGAGAGUGAAGAUGAAAAUGAGUGCUGCUUUGUCAUUUUUCUUGCUAUGUUUUUUACUCUUUGUGAGCUUAGCCAAAACGAACGACAGAAUGAAGACUAUUAUGACGUCAUCAAUGGCGCACGAGAAAAUUUCUCGUGGGCUUCACCCGAAUUUGGGCCUAAACUUUGCCAGCAAAAGAAGAGUUCCAAGUGGAGCCGAUCCAAUUCACAACAGAAAAGUAGGGACUGCCAAAUCACCACCGACAUGACGUGCUCGGCUAAUGAGAUUGUCGGACUAAUCCUAACAUUAUGAAGUCGAAAAGUAUUUUUUUGAACGAAAACGAAGAACUUUAAUUGUGCAUACUGUGAGGAGAGAAUGAGUUUGUGAGUUAGUAUAUCGGGUAAGACAAUCCAAGUUUUCACUCUUGUUUUUUUUUUUCGUUUUUCUUUUAGUUUUUUCUAGUUAAUUUUUUCUUUGCAUGUAUAGAAAAGAUGUUUCGGCUUUGAUAGAGUUGUAUAACAAUAAGAGCUUCCAUUUUUCUUUUCCAUUUUCUGCUGUUAGGCAAAUAUAACAGUUAAAUAGUCAUAUACUUUUUCAACAGAUGUGCU
This is a messenger RNA of Striga asiatica, 910 nucleotides long. NCBI's taxonomy places the organism in Eukaryota, Viridiplantae, Streptophyta, Magnoliopsida, Lamiales, Orobanchaceae. The record is from the annotation of a GenBank genome assembly.